AUGAAGCCUCGGCCAGUGAACUACACGUGGGUGAACAUCAUGUCAGAUGUGGAUUGGGAGGGUGCAGAUGUGUGGGACUCGUUAGGCGCAGCACUGGCAAUGGCAGUAGAGGAAGAUGUGCAGCCUGCUGUCAGUCUUGCUGACUUUCCAGACAUGUCAAAAAGGGCAAAGGGAAGAUGA
This is a messenger RNA of Suillus subaureus, 180 nucleotides long. RefSeq lists its product as uncharacterized. The record is from RefSeq and is a predicted model, not a curated record. Lineage: Eukaryota; Fungi; Basidiomycota; Agaricomycetes; Boletales; Suillaceae. The transcript has a single exon. The coding region runs from base 1 to 180 and encodes 59 amino acids.